AGACGGAGCAGAGCGGUCAGGGAUCAUGAGGGAGAGUGCGUUGGAGCGGGGGCCUGUGCCCGAGGCGCCGGCGGGGGGUCCCGUGCACGCCGUGACGGUGGUGACCCUGCUGGAGAAGCUGGCCUCCAUGCUGGAGACUCUGCGGGAGCGGCAGGGAGGCCUGGCUCGAAGGCAGGGAGGCCUGGCAGGGUCCGUGCGCCGCAUCCAGAGCGGCCUGGGCGCUCUGAGUCGCAGCCACGACACCACCAGCAACACCUUGGCGCAGCUGCUGGCCAAGGCGGAGCGCGUGAGCUCGCACGCCAACGCCGCCCAAGAGCGCGCGGUGCGCCGCGCAGCCCAGGUGCAGCGGCUGGAGGCCAACCACGGGCUGCUGGUGGCGCGCGGGAAGCUCCACGUUCUGCUCUUCAAGGAGGAGGGUGAAGUCCCAGCCAGCGCUUUCCAGAAGGCACCAGAGCCCUUGGGCCCGGCGGACCAGUCCGAGCUGGGCCCAGAGCAGCUGGAGGCCGAAGUUGGAGAGAGCUCGGACGAGGAGCCGGUGGAGUCCAGGGCCCAGCGGCUGCGGCGCACCGGAUUGCAGAAGGUACAGAGCCUCCGAAGGGCCCUUUCGGGCCGGAAAGGCCCUGCAGCGCCACCGCCCACCCCGGUCAAGCCGCCUCGCCUUGGGCCUGGCCGGAGCGCUGAAGCCCAGCCGGAAGCCCAGCCUGCGCUGGAGCCCACGCUGGAGCCAGAGCCUCCGCAGGACACCGAGGAAGAUCCCGGGAGACCUGGGGCUGCCGAAGAAGCUCUGCUCCAAAUGGAGAGUGUAGCCUGAGGGCUGGUGUUGCCUGCCUCCCCUGUGCUUGUGCCUUGUCCCAAAAUAAAUCCUUUCAGAAUGUAGCACUCACGCCCUAAUAAGGAGCGAAUCCUACAUCCACCAAGGCGGGCGCUCUGGCCCUCCCUUCCUUAAGCCCAGUCCUGUGUCCUCUGAAAGAGGUGCAGUCACUCACACCUGCUUGCGCUCACCAUCAAUAAAAGUAAUUUCACCCGAA
Homo sapiens (human) is the source of this 1028-nucleotide messenger RNA. RefSeq names its product caveolae associated protein 3 (gene CAVIN3). The coding region runs from base 26 to 811 and encodes 261 amino acids. Gene Ontology annotation, biological process: circadian regulation of gene expression. The transcript is spliced from 2 exons. NCBI's taxonomy places the organism in Eukaryota, Metazoa, Chordata, Mammalia, Primates, Hominidae. Gene Ontology annotation, cellular component: cytoplasm; cytosol; caveola. The record is from RefSeq and is marked reviewed. Gene Ontology annotation, molecular function: protein kinase C binding.